AAAAAGGAAAACUAGAAACAAAGAAACGUGACUCCUCUUCUAAGUCCUUUUCUGGCACAACACUUGUGAAUUGUGAUUGACUAUCUAUCAAUGAAAGUCAGGCAUGUGCAUCGUACUUCAAUCAAAUAGGAGGGUUUAUGUCAUUCUGAUGCACGGAAAAAUUGCAAUACUACAAGACACACGGCAGAUAGCAAUGCUUUAUUAGAAUCGGUUUUAAAAAUACCUGCUAUCUGCAAUUUAGCAGCGAUUUUUAUGACAGAUUUAAGAGAAGCUGCUAUUUGCUUUUUUUUCAGGGUUUUAUUAGAUGUCUCUUUUUCUCAGAUCUCUAUCUCAAUUCUCAUUCUGAUUUUUUUUACUCUCACUAGUUACAACACAGUUCUCUUCUCUCCAACUUUCAUCACCAUCUCUGCACCUCUCAAAAGUUUCUAUAUUGUGCUAGCUCCUCUGCUUCUUCUGCUCCCUCUUCUGCUCUGCCAAAUCUGUUAGCUAUCUCAUCCACGUAGCAUUGUGCGCGGUUCGGAUUUGCGGUAGCGACACGAGUAUCCUGUUCAUGUUCUCGUCUCUCUCACAAAUCCUUCUAUCUCACAUCACAACACAACACCACACGCUUUCGCAUUCGAAUUCAAAUUGAAAUUGUAGCUCAAAGAUCCUAUCUUUAGGGUUCCCAAUUCCCCUAAUUUUAUUUUCAAGUAAUUACUCAAAUUCCAUUCCAUAGACCCCUGAAUGCCAGCGCCGUGAUUGGACCCACCUUUUGCCGACGAUGAUGCCAGCAUCACGGAGCAUCACGACGGUCGAUACUGGUAAGUUGCUCCUCAGGGACCUCGAGAACAAUGGCGAGGACGACUCCCCCGCCGCCAAGAAGCCGAAAUCGGAGAAGUUCCCUCUCAACAGAUGCCAAUUUGCUGGCCGCCGUUGCCGUAUUCUUCCUCUUCGCCACCAGCCUUCUGCAUCUACCUCACCAUGCCCGCCUCUGAGUUUGGCUGCAUCAAGCUCCAUUACACCCUCUCCGAUCUUCAUCACCUCAAGAGUUGCAUCAAUAGGGCUGAAGGUACAGGGACAAAUUUGGAUUUGGGUUUAUAACAAGUAUGGGCAAGUGGUCAUCGCAAAAAAUACUUGAUGAUGAGGUGAAGGUAAAUAUUCAGGUGUUUAAUUUUGUGUAUAUUUAUGUCUGACAUAUAUAAUACUAUUAAAUAGAACAUAUAUCAGUCUUCGUCUUCUCUGUUGCCAAAUAGACCAUCUAUUCAUCCACAUAAGCGGCAGCUGAUGAGCGGAUAAUUUAUACGCUUUUUGACAUUAUUUUUAGUAUAUUUUUAGUAGAAUCUAGUU
This is a messenger RNA of Arachis ipaensis, 1326 nucleotides long. The record is from RefSeq and is a predicted model, not a curated record. Lineage: Eukaryota; Viridiplantae; Streptophyta; Magnoliopsida; Fabales; Fabaceae.